AUGAUUCUGGAGUGGGAAGGCAGCGAGAACUCGACAGAAUGCUUGUGCUCCGACAUUCAGCGAGACGACUACUCGCCGUUUUUUGAAUGGUAACACUUGAGCUAAAGUCUAGAACCCGGCAAACUUUUGGCAAUGUCGCUCUACCGCAAUCGUACGCGAAAACUCGGCCACGGUCGCGGAUUUAGAUGGAGAGCGGUCGAGCGCGAUUUCCACACUUUUGUGGAUGCAGCCAUAGGCGUUGUGAAAACGUUGAGAAAUUGUGAAAUUCUCAAAAAAGUUCGCCCAAAUGGUAAUCGCUGCGAGACCAAUCGGCUAUGCGCCUUUAAACGGAAACCCACAGUACUCCCCUACUCGUUCAACGUUUAAAGGCGCAUAACACUUUCCAUUUCAAGUACGCCAACUCGUUGACAAAUCAUCCCAUAUUCAACAGCGUUGUUCUUUGAUUUUCUAUUACAACAAAUGAAAAAAAAAGAAAAUUAAAUUUGGAGGCGAUAUGCUGACGCAUGUUCGUGCGUCAUUUACGUACAUUUUACGAUUGUUGUGAUGAUGAUGAUGAGGAGAGAUGAAAAGCGAUAUCUUUUGUUUGCAGGGCCAACUACCUGACGAUCAUCCUCGCCCUUCCCAUUCUCUCCGUGUUCGGCGUGCUCACCAACAUCAUCAACGUGUUCCUCUACACACGCAAACGCCUUCAGAACUCGGCGAACACGUAUCUGCUGUUUCUCGCGUGCAGCGACUUCAUGGUCAUCGUGACGGGCCUCUUCAUCUUCUGGAUCGACUCGGCCCGCUCCUACAUUCCCGAACUCACACAGGCGCCCUACACGACGGUCUACACGCUGCCGUUCGGGUACAUGGCACAAACGUGCAGCAUCUAUUUCACCGUCGCCGCCGCCGUCGACUGCUUUGUCAAUGUGAGUUGUGAAACGUUUUGCAUCGAAUGCAAUCUUUCGAUAUUCGUAGGUGUGCUGGACGUCGCACUCGAAACACUAUUGCACCGUCCGUCGUGCCAAACAGAUUUGCGUCUCGAUCGUCGUCGUUUCGAUCAUGUACAACUCGUUGCGCUUUCCGCAAUUCAACCUCCGCAAGUGCUUCAACGACAUCACCAAAGAGCAGGUCAUCGAGAUUUGUCCCACUUCUCUGUUCGUCACCAUCAACUCGGUGUACAACAUGUAAGCCCCUCCCUGACCGUACCCUCGAGCCCCCUGCCUGCCUGACCCAUUUAACCUUCCAGCUACAUGUACAUGGUCCUCAUGACGCUCCUCCCGUUCUUCUUCCUUCUGUGCAUCAACGCGAUCAUUGUGAAGCGGCAGUCGAAGGCGAAGACGGACGAGACGACGCCGAAGAACGAGGGCACUUCAGAUGACACCAUCACCAUGAUCAUGGUCGUCAUUCUGUUUCUCGCGUGCAACACUCUGGCGCUAGUCGUCAACUUUAUCGAAAACUUCACCGAACCGUCGCCGGUGCUGCUCAACUUCCUCUCCGACACCAGCAACUUUUUGGUCGUCUUCAACUCGUCCGUCAAUUGUAUCAUCUACUUCAUCUUCAAUCAAGACUACAGAGAUGUCUUCAAGUACGUACUCUAACCGUUUGAUGCUAGGACUAACAAGACACUUUGACAAUAAUUUCAGACAGUAUUGGAAGAAGCUGAAGCGUGUUUUGUACGAAGAAUACUGUUGUUGUGUACGUGACGGCUCGCGUAACUACACCGCCUAUCAACCGGUGUCGACGCGUUUGGUCAUUGAUAAGGUGGGAAGGGUACAAAGAGCAGCGGGCACGUAAACUAGUUUUAUGUUUUUGUAGAGCCAAAACGGGAGCAGCAGUACAAAGCUGAUACUUCCGUCGCUCGACUUGAACAGAAGCGAUCAGGCUAGCUUCGCAGGUAGAUCCGCUUUUCACAAUUCAGAAUUCACAUAGAAAUGCGCACUUUUUACAGAGUCGGAAGGUGCGUCGUCUCCCAUUUGGCAACCAUUGACCACGCGAAACCUUCCGAACGUCGACUGGCCGAACAUUGACGACGACGUGGAUUCGGGGUGGGACGACGGAAGUCAGGUGAGACGAUCCUUCACACGUUUGCUCAUUUCGUCGCGAAUCAAGAUGAGAAUGCAGAUCUCCUCGUCGCGCACGCCGAAACGAUGGCUCGCCGAGGUGAACAUUGUCGAGAUGGAGACUUCGGAGGGCCGUCACCAUCCACGCAUCUACGUGCGUCCGCUCAACCAACUGCCCGCCAAUGAGACCAUCUCGAUCACGGCUCUCUAG
Molecule: messenger RNA, 2253 nt
Organism: Caenorhabditis sp. 36 PRJEB53466
Lineage: Eukaryota; Metazoa; Nematoda; Chromadorea; Rhabditida; Rhabditidae
Source: the annotation of a GenBank genome assembly